AUGCUGGCGCAGCUGCUCGCCUUCCUCGGCGCACCGUCGGCCGAGGAGCUCGUUGACUUCGGCCACCACAUCGCGGACCGCGUCCUCGCCGACCGCUCCGGCGCUGGGGGCCCGCGCGUGCUCUUCGGUGGAGGCGUGUGGAUUGACGCCGCCCACGGAGGGCUCACAGACGCGUUCCGCGACGUCGCCGCCGAGGUCUACAUGUCGGAGGCGACAACCGUGAGAUUCGCCGAGGAGGUAUAG
This is a messenger RNA of Miscanthus lutarioriparius, 243 nucleotides long. NCBI's taxonomy places the organism in Eukaryota, Viridiplantae, Streptophyta, Magnoliopsida, Poales, Poaceae. The record is from the annotation of a GenBank genome assembly.